Molecule: messenger RNA, 1293 nt
Organism: Boeremia exigua
Lineage: Eukaryota; Fungi; Ascomycota; Dothideomycetes; Pleosporales; Didymellaceae
Exons: 3
Coding region: 128-1252 (374 amino acids)
Biological process (GO): NADPH regeneration
Cellular component (GO): cytoplasm
Molecular function (GO): nucleotide binding; oxidoreductase activity
Source: RefSeq, a predicted model, not a curated record
GGCCCUUAUUUGCAUCGUUUCAAAAGUUUAUCUGGCUCUGUCGGCGCGUCUUAAUACAACAAGAACAAAGCUGCUUGACUCCAGAAUUCACAUCAACCAUCUCUACUAUCGAUCUCAAAAAUCGGCCAUGCAACCUCCAGAGGAAAAAAAGAUUGUUAAUGUCGGCAUCAUUGGAUGUGGUGAAAUUGCUCAGGUGGCUCAUAUUCCAACCCUUGGGUUCAUGCAUCGCUGGUUCCGCAUCACCUACUUAUGCGAUGUGUCACCAACUGCGUUGGAACAUUGCGCAGCCAGAGUUCCAAAUGCACCAAAGACUACUCUCAAUCCGAAGCAACUCUGUGCCUCGUCAGAUGUUGACGUGGUCCUUGUGUGUAACUCGGAUGAGUACCACGCUGCACAUGCUGUUCUUGCACUUCAACAUGGCAAGCACGUAAUGGUGGAGAAGCCACUGGCUUUGACAAAACGCGAUAUCCAGGCGGUCAUCGAAGCCGAGAAACAGAGUGUUGGGAAAGUCAUGGUCGGUUACAUGAGGCGAUAUGCUGCACCCUUCGAAGAUGCAUUGCGAGAAAUAGGGGGCAUCGAUCAAGUUUUGUAUGCCCGGGUCAGAGAUAUCAUUGGACCGAACGCAGCUUUUGUUGGUCAAUCUGGAACCUUUCCUGAGAAAUUCGAUGAUAUCGCAGCGGAAGCUUCACGAGAGCGUGAGUCAAGAGCGAAGGAGAUGGUUGAAACUGCGCUCGGUGUUGAGUGUGGAGGCUUACCCGUGACGCCUGAGUCGACACUCAUGUGGCGGAUUCUCGGCGGACUUGGUUCUCACGAUCUAUCAGUCAUGAGAGAUGUUCUCGGCAUGCCUGAAAGAAUUGUGGGCUCAUCACUGGGAUACCCUUUCUGGAAUGUCUUGUUCAAAUACCCCAAGUUCACAGUAUCGUACGAAUCUGGUAUCGACAACAUCCCCCGCUUCGAUGCGCAUAUUGAGAUAUACGGUCUGAACAAGACAGUCAAGAUACAAUACAACACGCCCUAUGUCAAGGGCUUGCCAACUACCAUGCACGUCUCAGAAAAUAUCGAUGGCGUGUUCAAAGAGACCACCAUCCGUCGAUCAUAUGAGGACGCCUACACCUUGGAGCUGAAGGAAUUGUGGCAGCUGGUAACAGAGGGCAAGCCAGUCAAAACGACUCCGGAGGAUGCUCUGCAUGACUUGGAAAUAUUCUCUAUGAUCAUGAUGCAUGACAAGAGCCUCCGGACUGGGUCCACAUGAGAGACUUUAGCAAAUCAAUACACCACUUCUUCCUUGUACAG